This is a messenger RNA of Sorex fumeus (smoky shrew), 1017 nucleotides long. It is a transcript of the gene LRP2BP, whose product is annotated as LRP2 binding protein. Lineage: Eukaryota; Metazoa; Chordata; Mammalia; Eulipotyphla; Soricidae. The record is from RefSeq and is a predicted model, not a curated record. Gene Ontology annotation, molecular function: protein binding. The coding region runs from base 1 to 1017 and encodes 338 amino acids. The transcript is spliced from 8 exons.
AUGAAGCUGACUAGCGAAAGGAUGCCCAACAACUCUUCUAGUUUCUCUCUAUCCCAACAGAUCACGGAGAAGAAUGAUCAUUACCGUCAUGCUGAUUUGGUGCAAAAAGCAUUGACAAUCUUGCAGAAAAGAAUACUGAAUGGGGAUGCUAUGGCAUAUUUCUUACGAGGUCAAUUAUAUUUUGAAGAGGGAUGGUAUGAAGAAGCAUUAGAACAAUUCGAAGAAAUCAAGGAAACUAAUCAUCAAGCAAUAUACCAGCUAGGAGUAAUGUAUUAUGAUGGGCUGGGGACAGAUGCAGAACCUGAAAAAGGAGUGGAGUAUAUGAAGAAAAUUUUUGAUUCUCUGUGUCCCAAAGCAAGACACUUAAAAUUUGCAGCUGCUUACAAUCUUGGAAGAGCUUAUUAUGAAGGAUGUGGUGUUAAAAGAUCAGAGGAGGAAGCGGAAAGACUCUGGCUUUUAGCUGCAGACAACGGAAAUCCAAAUGCUAGUGUAAAGGCACAAGGUAUCCUAGGAUUGUAUUAUUCAACAAAGGAACCUAAAGAAUUAGAAAAGGCGUUUUAUUGGCAUUCAGAAGCAUGUGGCAACGGAAAUCUGGAGUCCCAGGGUGCACUUGGGCUCAUGUACUUCUACGGACAAGGCAUCCGCCAGGACACGGAGGCUGCCCUGUAUUGCUUGAGAGAAGCUGCGAAACGUGGCAACGUCUACGCUCAGGGGAAUCUCGUGGAGUAUUACUAUAAGAUGAAGUUUUUUACCAAAUGUGUUGCUUUUUCCAAAAGGAUUGCGGACUAUGAUGAGGUUCACGAUAUCGCCAUGAUAGCCCAGGUGACAGACUGUCUCCAGGAAUUCAUCACCAGGGGCAUGGCCACAGCUUCCUUCUACUAUGCGCGCUGUCUUCAGCUUGGCCUGGGGAUCAAAAAGGACGAGGAAGCAGCUCAACACUAUUACUCUAAAGCUUGUCAUCUAAGCCCUGCAUUGACAGAUGAGCUUCAAGCUUUAGUUAUUCAUCAAAAAAUUUAG